This is a messenger RNA of Carassius carassius (crucian carp), 3699 nucleotides long. RefSeq names its product ankyrin repeat and LEM domain containing 1 (gene ankle1). Gene Ontology annotation, molecular function: protein binding; endonuclease activity. Lineage: Eukaryota; Metazoa; Chordata; Actinopteri; Cypriniformes; Cyprinidae. The transcript is spliced from 10 exons. The record is from RefSeq and is a predicted model, not a curated record. The coding region runs from base 96 to 3128 and encodes 1010 amino acids.
UGACGCGCCUCCGAGACGCUCCUCCGAGACGGCGGGCGGCGCUGCAGCCUGUGGCCGGAGCGGAACACGGCGAAUGGAGGGAAAGUUUGUUCUGGAUGACAACAGAGUUAGUUGUUCAGGAUGAAGUAGAAGAAAGCUCAGUCAGAAAGUCUUCAGGGAGCCUGAACGCCUCUGAGCGGAUGAUGAGCAGCAGCGCGGGGUUAGAGGCGUCACUGCUCGACGCGCUGCGCGACGCGGACGCCAGGUGUGUGGAGUCUCUGCUGCGUCAGGGAGCGGACCCCAACACCAUCCAGGACGGACUGGCAGCUGUUCAUCUGGCGGCAGGGAAAGAGUCUGAGAGAGGCCUGCGCUGUCUCAAACUGGUCCUACAGCACGGAGCCGAUCCCAACCUCAGGACUACUGACGAUCUGACUCCUUUACACAUCGCUGCAUCUUGGGGGUGUUUUCAGAAUCUCCGAUUACUCUUAAGGAAUGGCGGAAACCCAAACCUCACAGAUCAAGAUGGGAAUAAACCAUCUGAUCUGGCGGAGCAGGAGGAGAACAGUAGAUGUGCAAGCCUUCUUCAAGAGUACGAAUCCCAUACAUCCAAAGAGGAGCUAGACAUUCCCAAAUUCCAGUAUUCAAUCCUCUCUGGACAGUCCAUGAGCGACAGUUCGUUCAGUCCAGAAACUUCAAUGCUUAUUCCCCCUGGAGCAGGCCCAUUGAGCAGCACACGCCUGUCCUGUUUUUCCAGCACUUGUAGAGUCAAUGGAAGACCUUUGAACAGAGAGAGUCAGGCUUUCUGGCUCUCAGAGACGUCAGAUCUUGAGUCACAUGAUUCUCAUGUUUGGAAUAAUGAUGACAUGUGCAAGGAGUUACCGAUGCUGUCUAGUAAUUGUCUCUCUGCUGUGGACAAUAAGAACAAUCCAUCCAUGACAUAUCAGCAUCAAGCCGCAGAUACUGACUGUGAUGUUUUGCACAAUAACCCUGUUUUGUCUCAACGGGAAAACAGGAAGAGUGUCACCUUCAGGGGAAGUAUUGAUUAUUUACCUGUAAUCAGCCCAGAUGAGCAUCAGCAGUUCUCUCUUGAUCAGUCUAGUGAUCUUACAUCGGAUCUUUCUCAAUAUGUGGAUUUCUUAGAUUGUAAGCGUAUGGCGACUGUGUUACAGAAUCAGGGAAUCGAUGUCACGUGUCCUGAUGAUGUUUUCAUAUUUUCCAAAGAAGUUGACACAGGGGAAGAUGAAUUUGAUAAGACUGUUGUGGGGCCUGUACAACUGGAUGAUGAUGAUGAUGAUGAUGAAUUUAAGAGCAUCAUUCAGCCCCACAUCAGCAGUGGGUCCAGCGAGUACAACAGCUGUGGCAGUGAGCCAUACCAGAGCCCCAGCACUGAAAACAGUGGAAGUCCACCUUCGUCCGAACCCUGUGACCACAAAUCAGAUUUGACUGUGGAGCGGUGUGGCUUCAGUGUUAGAAAUGAUGGAAACAGACAGCUAAAAGAGGUAGUCAGGGGUCCUAUUGAACAAUCGUGUGUGUCCGCAACCGUCCGAGAUGCCAGUAAGAUUGAGGUGACCAGUACUGAAUCUGAUUGUAUUCCAAGUCCAUUUGUUACUGGGAGAACCAGGUCCAGAUUGAGUCGUCAUUCUGAAAGAAUGAGCCAAAAAUUGGCUUCCUUUCAAACCAGCUCUUGCCUCUUUGAACAGACGCUGCCCACCGCUACCCGUUCGCGCCGCAACACUGUGAAGUCGCCUUAUGGUACAUCAAAGCACAGUUUUAAUGAAGACAAAAUGGAGGAUGUUGACUCACAAUUGAGCUCUCUCAAGUUAUCUGUAAUCUCAGAUGGUCAAAGCCAAGCUGACACACUAAUCCUAUCCGACAGCAUGGCUGACACUGUGUUAAUUGCUGAAAGAAGUGUUGAACCACAGUUGGAAACAAGGUCUUUGCCAUCUCAGGUAGAUAACUCAGAAUCUGCCUCCAGGUUGAUGUAUGAAUCCCCAAAAACACAGAGGAAUCCAGGUGCUAAUGCAGGGUGCUCUGGAUGUACUCCUCGGUAUAGCAUGAGCCGACUGUCGGGACGCUCGCGACAGGCACUGGCCAACUUUUCUUGCACACCUGCUGGACAGCCCUUAGCUACUGAAAUGGAUGAACCUGUGGAAUACCUUUAUACUGACACUGAAGAGGGCCAUGAGCUCAUUGAGACCCAUGUUCCCCCAAUGGCCAAUACCUCCUUCAGCUCUAGGAUAAGCACCAGUAGCUCUGAGGACACACUGCUUUACGAUUGGCGCUCCCUUCAGCUCGGCUCUACAAGUCCAGACUGCAGCACAGACAGCUAUCGACCCAAACAGGAGAGUGAUGUUGGAGUAAGUGGCCUAACUGACAAGGACCUUAGAAGCAAGUUAAUUGAAAUGGGAGAAUAUCCAGGACCCAUAAACAGUCAAACCCGUCCACUGUACGUACAGAAGUUAAAGAGAUCCCUUCAGAAUACGCCACACAGCCAGAGAUCUGUCGCAGUGAGCCCCAGUGCUGCAGGUUACAGCCCAGAACUGGAAAAUGUGCUUCACAGAUUCAUACUUCCUAAUUGUCAAGCAGAUGAGCUUGCUCUGUGUGAGCAGUUUGAUAAGGCAGAUCAGAAUAAGAGAUGGCGGGAGGGUUUCAUUAAAUCCAGCUUUAACUACCUGCUGCUUGACCCACGAGUGACGAAGAAUCUACCAUAUCGAAGUCAGUCCAUGAAUCCUAAAGAAUGUUUUCAGACGUUCAUCAGUGCGGUUUUCUAUGUUGGAAAGGGCAAGCGUUCUAGACCUUACAGUCACCUCUAUGAAGCUCUGGAGUAUUUCAAAGGAGACAAGAGCUCCAAGAAACUCUGCUCAAAAGUGCAGCACAUCCUGCAGGUCUGGAAUGCUGGGCACGGAGUGAUAUCCCUGCACUGUUUCCAGAAUGUGAUUGCUGUGGAAGCCUACACACGUGAGGCCUGUAUGGUGGAGGCCAUCGGGCUGAAGAUGCUCACAAACCAGAAAAGAGGAGACUACUAUGGUGUGGUGUCAACUUGGCCUGUACGAAGAAAGCGGGAGUUAGGGGUUCACCUGUUGUACAGGGCAAUGCAGAUCUUUUUGGCUGAAGGAGAGCGACAGCUCCGACCUGCCGACAUAAGAUGAUCCAUAGACGCUGUGGCAUUAAAGAAACCAUUCAUAAAUUACUCUUGUUCACUAUUCCAAAAACAUUAGCAUGUUGAUAUAGUAAUAUAAAAAUAAAUCAACAUUGUAAUCUGGUACUGCGCAUCAGCAGUGAAUAAAAUGCAUUACUGUAAUAGUUUUAAUAACAAAACAGAGCACCAGCUUUUCAGAUUCCAAAUUUGAUGUACCUUUUUAAUCCUUGUUACUUAUUGUAUUGUUCCCGUUUUAUGCAAAUAAUGAGCUACAUGCAGUGUACAUAUCUUAGUAGUAGUGGUAGAUUUUUGUUUUUAAUGCAUAUGUAGUUACAUUACAUAAAUCAUUUUACCAGUUUUUAUUUUAUUUUUUGUUUCUUUUAUGAAAUUACGUAGAUCUAAAGUGACAUUUACAAUUAGUUUGCUGUCUUUUUGGUUAAAAUAGUUAUACAAUAGAGCUGGAUAAAAGCUAUGCUGAUUAGGCUAGUUGCAAUCAUUGCGUAAAUAAAAAGUUAGAGAAAUCCUUAAGUUUGAUUAUUUUAAUGGAAGACCGAAUAAAAGCUAAAAGUAAAAUCACAAAA